GAUAAUGAAGCGAAACUAAUUAUACAAUCAGAUCCAUUGCCGAAAAAAGUAAGCUGAUCCGUAUAAAUUAGUUCACGAAAAUUAUAAAAAUUGGCAAUUAAUUAAUUGAGGCUCUCUAUCAAGUUCAGAAAAAUCAAAUUUAGUUGUAUAUUUUCAAGACUUGAGUAACAAACUUAAGCCUUCCACUCUAUGGAGCCUGUUGACGAUGCUGAGAAAAAUAUUGUAUACACGAGAGAAUAUUGAUAUUACUAAGUCCAAUAAUUUAAAGAGCAUAGUCAAAAAUAAUGCUAACGGUUUUAAGCCAAAAAAAUCUUUGAUUCUCAAGUGGAAUGAAAUUUUAAGAUUUAUGAAAACAGCUCCAGAUAAAAAAGCUUUCGUUUUAAAGGCUAUACUGAUAUUUGGAGUUUGUGAAGCUCUGAGAUGUGACGAGAUCAGCAAACUUAAAGUGCACGAUGUCAAAGAUCGUGGUAAAAAAAUCCUGUUUCCCAUCAAUGAGACAAAAAAUGACGUCCCUCGCCAGUUUAUCAUCGGAGAAUCCUCUUAUGAUAAAGUCAAGCAAUAUAUUACAAUGAGAGCCAAGGAAUCAUUCACCGACAUAUUUUUCAUCAAAUAUCAGAAUGGAAAAUUUCACCAACAAGUAAUUGGCGGAAAUAGAAUUGGGGUGACACCGAGUGCUAUAGCUUCACAUUUAAAGUUACCUAAUCCCAAAUUAUAGACCGGGUAUUGUUUCCGAAGAACUGGCGCAACUCUAUUGUCUGACUUGGGUGCUAAUGAGAUAAUGUUAAAACGAUUCGGAGGCUGGAGGCCUACAGCAAUCGCUCAAGGGUAUGUGAAAAAUUCCAUGAAGAAUCGGGAAAAAAUAUAUGACAACAUAACUCAUGCAUCAGAAUUCUCUCGAACUAAUCAUCAACCAUCGACAUCAACUCAUCCACAAUCAUCUAUAUCAACUCAGCCACAACCAUCUACAUCAACCGAUCCACAACUCACUAAACCACAUACGUUAUCGAGUUCAUCAAUAAGCAUCCUUGAAACUGAAAUAAUAAUUCCAACGAAUGACAACACAUCUCCAGAUGGUGAAAUGGAAUGCGAUCACUUCUCUGGUGGAUUUGAGAUCAACGAGGAGGAUUUACUUGAAAUCGAUAAACUAGAUCAACAUAACUUAAUUGUAGCUAACCACCUGUUUUCACAACAGCUAAAAACUAAAAAAUACUUGUAAUGGACAAGAACCGAUCAACAAAUUUACGCACUCUUUGAAAAAACCACCAGUUACAGUUUUUUAAAAAAAAAUCAGAGAAUAUGCCACCAAGAAAACAAACCAAAGCUAUUGGAAGUGGAACCCAGCAUCAUAUGAAUGAACAUAAAUCAAAAUGUCUUUCUGUUAAUGAAAAUCCACCUAAUUUAUUUCAAAACUGCGUAUUCCAUGGUGACGUAAUAAACAAUUUUUAUUAUACUUGUGACCAUGGCAAAAAUUAAAAAAAAAAAUGUA
Molecule: messenger RNA, 1486 nt
Organism: Microplitis mediator
Lineage: Eukaryota; Metazoa; Arthropoda; Insecta; Hymenoptera; Braconidae
Exons: 3
Coding region: 779-1216 (145 amino acids)
Source: RefSeq, a predicted model, not a curated record